GUCAAGGCAUCCGUUAUGGCAGAACAGUCGCAACAGAGAAGUUGAGGCUUGCAACUCUUCGUGGAGCUUUUCAACUUAGCUGGAAUGUUUAUUUCUGCCUAGACGGCGCAGUCACGCUUUACUUGGGUCCACAUUACAACUAUAAAGAUGGCUCUUCUGUACAGAUUUACUAAGCUGAACGACCGCUCGAACACCGGCAUCUUCACGUUUAUUGUCACACGGUCCGUAGCGCGUGAUUUACACCGAGAUCCUACCACCAAAGACUUUGUCUUCGGCUACCACAGGUGGGCCAUAACAUUUACACGGUCUGACAAACUUCUUGGCGUUUUCUUGAUUCUUCGCAAUCCCUCUAUGGGAACUAAAUGUUACAUAGACUUUUCUUUCACUCUAUUGAACAGAGAACAUUUCAGUAAAAACGAGGUUGUAGCACAGAAACAGAGUUGUUUCAGCGUGGACCACCCGGCGCAUGGUACUAAUAAAUGGAUUCCAAUGGCGGACUUGAGUACUCGCCGAUUUACUGACGAAAAUGAAGAGUUUCUUAUCGAACUCUCCGUGGGUAACGUGAAAACUGUCUUUGAAGGCGAAAUAAAGGUUCCGCACCAUUUAAUGGGAUCUCAUUCAAAGAGCAGCAAAUUUGAGACAGCUUACUUCAUAUUCGGUAGCUUUGAAUGGAAUAUCUCCCUUCUCCCCCACGGAAGCCAAAAUGAUCUGGACAGUGGGGCCCGGCCACGUGUAUUUCUUAAUCGUCUUACAGGAUUUGAGCAUCCCUGUCGUGUUCGCUAUAGGGUGGUUUUGGGAGAAGGUGAUCGCAGGGUAGAUUCCGGUACUCUAGACCAGAUAUCCGAUCUUGCCGGUCGGAUCCGCGGGUUCUCCCUUCGAUGCCAAGUUACAGAUCUGACACGACGAGGACUGCUCAAAGUUCACGUGGAGAUGAUUUGUGCUAAUACAAUCAGUGAAGCUAAAGUAGCCACUGUCCGAGACCCCAACACAUCCGUGAACUGCUACGAUCGUGACAAACAAGGAUGGUGCAUUGAAUCUGAUCUGGAAGGAGAGUUAGUAAAACUAAAACUAUUCUAUUGUGACCUACAUCACGUGCCACGUAAUCACCUUCGUUACGUAUCUUGGAAUGCUUAUAUCAUUCGCCAAGACCCAUCCACCAGAACAAGAGAAAGUAUUAUAGUGCUAAAUGUCCCUCAUUGCAGCUACUACAUCCAGGACGGUAUGGACAUGGGAAUCGUCAUGGAAACGGAUAUUCCCGUCCGGAAGAUUCGAAAUACGUCUAACGGAUAUUUGGGAACUAACGGGCAGCUAACAGUUCACAUUGAAUGGUUGGAAUCGCUGCUUCUGUUUGGCGCCAUCUACCAUAAAUAUGACGACCUCUGUCGAAUUCAUGGCCACCAAAUGAGGUAA
Limulus polyphemus (Atlantic horseshoe crab) is the source of this 1410-nucleotide messenger RNA. RefSeq lists its product as uncharacterized. Gene Ontology annotation, molecular function: protein binding. NCBI's taxonomy places the organism in Eukaryota, Metazoa, Arthropoda, Merostomata, Xiphosura, Limulidae. The transcript is spliced from 3 exons. The record is from RefSeq and is a predicted model, not a curated record. Bases 148 to 1410 code for a protein of 420 amino acids.